Cucurbita maxima (winter squash) is the source of this 576-nucleotide messenger RNA. Its product is annotated as photosystem II reaction center W protein, chloroplastic-like. The record is from RefSeq and is a predicted model, not a curated record. The transcript is spliced from 2 exons. NCBI's taxonomy places the organism in Eukaryota, Viridiplantae, Streptophyta, Magnoliopsida, Cucurbitales, Cucurbitaceae. The coding region runs from base 83 to 502 and encodes 139 amino acids. Gene Ontology annotation, cellular component: photosystem II; chloroplast. Gene Ontology annotation, biological process: photosynthesis.
AUCUUCACAAACCCUUUCAUCUCUGCUCCCCAUAUUCCAUUAUUUUUCAUUUUGUCUCCCAAAGUUGAACGCAAAGAUCCCAAUGGCCGCCGUCGCCUCCGCCUCUGCCGCCGCCGUCCGCUCUUCUCUGGUUCAGAACCGCCCACUCCCGGCGGCUUCACCCACCACCUUCCUUCUUGUAGGGUUGCCUGCAUUGGGUAAGAGAGGAGGAGUAAGGUGUUGUGUGGACGGAAAGGCUAAUGGAGAAGUGGAAAACAAGUCGUGCAACUUGGGGAUGGGCGCGUCGUUGAUAGCUGCUGUGGCGUGUGCUGCGGCCAUGUCGAGCCCAGCCAUGGCUUUGGUGGAUGAGAGACUGAGCACGGAAGGAACUGGUCUUCCAUUUGGUUUGAGCAACAAUCUUCUCGGUUGGAUUUUGUUGGGAGUUUUUGGUUUCAUUUGGACAUUCUAUAUCGUUUACACUUCUACUCUCGAAGAGGACGAAGAAUCAGGCUUAUCUCUGUAAACCAAACUUGUCAUCUUAUUAUUAUGAUCGUUGCGGCUAAUCUUAGCAGCUCCUUUUGUUCAAAUAUCAAUGAA